GAGAGAGAGAGAGAGAGAGAGAGAGACGGUUGAAGCGUUGCUGCCAAAAACAUAACACACACUGAAAGCAACAUCACCUGCGGAGAGAAACGCCGCUUGUUACGCUGGAUAUCCCUCGUGGCUUUGGGGAUAAAUACCCUCCACGUUGUUGUUGUUGUUGUUGUUGUUGUUUAAAUCCUUACCCGUCUCUCGGUGGAUUUCAGGGCGAAAAAAAAGGGGGCAACUCAAAUCUGUCCCUGUUUUGAGGACGGGACCUUUUUGAAGCUCAACGCAACAACAAUGGACCUCGUUUCCUUUGGGAACUCACUCCUGGAGCCCAGCUGCACACUCUCAUGGGAUUGUAGCGUUUCAAAGCCGGACCACAUUUGUCUGUUUACUUGUUAAACAGUGUUUAGUGUCUCGUGGGGGAAAGAAAGGGUCGUGGGCCGGUCGGUCGCUUUGAGCCCGUGAUGCCCGCGAGGAACAGGUACAACCUGGUGGACGAUUUGGCGGACUCGAGGAUUCCGCUCCACAAUGAGGAGGCGUACCAGCAUGGGAUUUCUUUCCAAGCCAAGUAUGUGGGGAGUCUUGACGUGCCCAGACCCAACAGCCGAAUGGAGAUAGUGGCAGCCAUGAGGAGAAUAAGGUAUGAAUUCAAGGCCAAGAACAUCAAGAAGAAGAAGGUCAGCAUCGUGGUGUCUGUGGACGGGGUGAAGGUGAUGCUGAGGAAGAAACAGAAGAGAAAAGAGUGGACAUGGGACGAGAGCAAGAUGCUGAUCAUGCAAGAUCCCAUCUAUAGGAUUUUCUACGUCUCUCAUGACUCCCAGGACCUAAAGAUUUUCAGCUACAUCGCGAGAGAUGGGUCCAACAAUUCCUUCAGAUGUAAUGUCUUCAAGUCAAAGAAGAAGACACAGGCUAUGCGUAUUGUGCGGACAGUAGGUCAGGCCUUUGAAGUGUGCCAUAAGCUCAGUCUGGAGCACGCUGAGCAGGAUGCUGACGGCCAGGCGGACGGAGAAAGUGACAAGUCCACAGAGGAGUCCAGCAGUAAUGGUCGUAAACUGACAGGAGCAGAGCAAGGGGAGGAAGAGGAGGAGAGCAAAAACGGAGAGGCAGACCCCUCAGUCGGCACCUCACUGUGUGAAAAAGCAGUCAGUGAAAUCCUGCAGAGUCUGGCCGAACUACAUGUAGUCAAACCUGGACAGACCAUCAUAGACUUGGAUCGACGGUCCCUCUUCACUGUGACAUCCCAAGGUGUCGCUCCCAGCAGCCCUCGCUCUCCAUCUCUCACCCCUCUGGCAUCACAGCAUUACCUGCAACUCCUUCAGCAGCAGCUACAGCAGCAACAGCAGCAUACACAGGUGGCUGUCGCACAGGUGCAGCUCCUGAAGGAUCAGAUGGCAGCCGAGACGGCAGCCCGCAUGGAGGCUCAGGCCCGCGUCCACCAGCUUCUGCUCCAGAACAGGGACCUGCUGCAGCACCUGGCCCUGCUGGUGAAGCAGCUGAAAGAGCUGGAGGCCCACUCUCCAAAAACAACACAACAGGAGCCUCUAGCUAACGGACACAGUGAUCAACAGUCAUCCAGCAGCCCUGUCUCUACAUCAGCAAAGUCUCUGUCUCUGAAUCUGAAGAAUCACUACAGCCAGACUCUGGACCAGCUCAUCACCUCCACUCCUGCUUGGCCGCUCCAAACCUCACCCCUCUCCCCCUCCACGGUGGACAGCGCCGAGUCCUACUUGAACCUGCUUAACCUGGAGAACAGCACCAAACCGGAAGCCUCAGUCAACGGAGACCUGGACCCCUUCAUCCGGGCUAACGUGACAGCAGACAACAAGGAGAGCUCGUGUAAUGAGAUCGUCCCGUUCACGCUGAGGAACUCUGCCAACAUGGAUGAGAAGUGUAAACAGAAGAUUCCCAAACUAGACCCGCCUCCGCCCUCCUUGAACCGCAAACGUGCCAGCAGGACGUUGUCUCCGGGCUUGGAGGUCUCGGCCGCGUCCACCCCUGGAGAUGUCACCGCUAACGAAGCCGCACCCAGCCGCAGCAGCAGCCUGUCGUUCCCAGACAUCACCCCCAGCUCCUUAUCCUCUACCGACUUCCACUCCCUCAGCAAUGGCGAGAGCAGCUCCUGCUCGGCCAGCGAGGACUCGGGCGUUCGCUCUGAGACCAAGUCCUUGCUGUCGCAGCUGAGAGAUGAUGACGACCCAUUCGGGGACCGUGGGACAUUUUUGACAGCGUCUAGUGGUUGCGACAGUCCACUGGAGGACAGAUGUGAAGCAGUUUUCCCCUCCUCUGACCCACCUACCCUCUUCUCAAAUUCGGACACCUGCAAGCAUUCACCCACCUCCUCCUCCCCCAUGAAUGACACCUGCCUUCACAUCAGUUUUUCAGAGGAUGAGCUGCUGGAGAACAACCAAGAAGACGCUAUAAUCCCACAGAGGAGUUAGAUGGAGACCUCCAACUGUCCCUCCGAUUUUUAAUGCAAUACUCCCUGUCAGACCCGCCUAUGUUUGCACUGGGAACUUUAAUUAUUUCGUCCACUUGUGAUACACUACAAAUAGUAGCAUAUACCAGCUACUGAAAUUAAUCCACCAUGUAAAUUAUUAGCCAAUGGAAAAGUUUAGUAUUUUUGUAAUGAAUUAAAUGAUCUAAUUUACUUUUUAGUGACUAGAAUGUUAAGCAGAAUACAUGUAGCAAUUCUUGCACUGUUAAGGUCACAUCAUUUACCGUAGAAGGAAAAGGCGAUGAGGGAACACAUUUUAUUUUUGCUAGUAGCCAACGUAUAAAUGUUAUUUUGUAUGAUGCUUCUCUGUGGUGCAAAGACCAGGGGAUACACGGUAAUAAUGCAGAUGUUAGUGAUGUUGAGAAGAGCCUCGUCGUCUGUAAAGCACCUCUGUGGGUGAUGGUUGGAAAGAAAAGAACAAGAAAGUCAGCUAAAGGAUUAACGGAAUGAUGGAUAGUUUUUGGUGUAUACACAUCCAUUUGCGGCUGUGUAGUAUAUUAUUGUUAUCAAGGUCGAGUGGGUUUUAGCACGUUGUUUUUUUAUUUGCUACCUCUGUUUUGGGUUUUUUCAGCGCUGUUAAAAUGAUCGGAUAACAGAAUGGAUUUUGUAUUCUUCAGCAAUGAGUCUGUUGAUGGAUUCCACAAUGAAUUAAAAAAUAUUUGAGUUUUGAGAAAUGGUCCAGGGAGAAAGAAAGCCAUUGAAAAAAGACACAAAGAGCUAAUGGCCCUUUAGAGCUGUGGGCAGCAGCUGUCUGAGUAGGGAGACUGUUAUUAAAUGAACCCUUGGACUCAAUGGGAAGAUAAGUGGGGGAGCACAGAGGACCGUAGAGAAAGACAGUGUGGUAGAAACCACAAAUGUCUAUAUCUUAUUCUUUUUUUUUUUUUGCUACAGUUUUUUAGUAAGUUACUUACAAAAGAGAUAAAGUAUGGAAAUAAUGUGUAGCCUUCAGGGGCUUAAACAUGUAGAGGUUUACAUGUUUAUAUUUUUUGGCAUGCAUGUGAUAAGACUGUUCUGAGACAUGUUUUUUUUUUUUUCAUAUUAAGCGUAACAGUGUAACUUCUGACAGGUAGAAUUGAGUGUAGAUGGCCGUGAGAGGAAAAGCAGCAGAGGAGUAAGGAAGGAGGGGGGUAGAGGUGCAGGUGCGGGUGUGAAAUGCCAACAGGAAAAGCACUUUACACCCCCCAGAAAUGAGGCUUUUCUCAACAUCUUGUGAGUCAGGGAGCCAAAACAGCAAUAACACGUGGAAGAGAACAAAUAAAGAGGAGUAGUUGAAGAAUUAAA
Molecule: messenger RNA, 3760 nt
Organism: Labrus bergylta (ballan wrasse)
Lineage: Eukaryota; Metazoa; Chordata; Actinopteri; Labriformes; Labridae
Product: carboxyl-terminal PDZ ligand of neuronal nitric oxide synthase protein
Molecular function (GO): nitric-oxide synthase binding
Source: RefSeq, a predicted model, not a curated record